Mus caroli (Ryukyu mouse) is the source of this 1311-nucleotide messenger RNA. It is a transcript of the gene Grb2, whose product is annotated as growth factor receptor bound protein 2. NCBI's taxonomy places the organism in Eukaryota, Metazoa, Chordata, Mammalia, Rodentia, Muridae. The record is from RefSeq and is a predicted model, not a curated record. Gene Ontology annotation, molecular function: protein binding.
CGGAAGCUAGGUUGCUCUGUUGCUUCUGCGAUCGGGCGGCGGCGGCGGCGAGAACGAGCGGGGCUGCGGCCGGGACGGCGGUCGGGGCAGCGGGCGCCGCAGUCGGGGAGCAGCAGCGAGGUUGGCGGCUGCGGGCGGCAGCGCAGGGCGGGCCCGGCCGGGUGACGGAGUGGACGGCGCGUCACAGGUGGCAUUGUGUGUCCCAGUGUGCAAGAAUAGCCCCAGAAGAGGGAAGGCUGAGCCCAGAGCUCCUCAGCAGGGAAGAGUCCCUUCCCCCUGCUUCAGGCUGCUGAGCACUGAGCGGCGCUCAGAAUGGAAGCCAUCGCCAAAUAUGACUUCAAAGCUACUGCUGACGAUGAGCUGAGCUUCAAAAGGGGGGACAUCCUUAAGGUUUUGAAUGAAGAAUGUGAUCAGAACUGGUAUAAGGCAGAACUCAAUGGGAAAGAUGGCUUCAUCCCCAAGAAUUACAUAGAAAUGAAACCACAUCCGUGGUUUUUUGGCAAAAUCCCCAGAGCCAAGGCAGAAGAAAUGCUCAGCAAACAGCGGCAUGACGGGGCCUUCCUGAUCAGAGAGAGCGAGAGCGCUCCUGGGGACUUCUCCCUGUCCGUCAAGUUUGGAAAUGAUGUGCAGCACUUCAAGGUGCUCCGCGACGGAGCCGGGAAGUAUUUCCUGUGGGUGGUGAAGUUUAAUUCUUUGAAUGAGCUGGUAGAUUACCACAGAUCAACAUCCGUGUCCAGGAACCAGCAGAUAUUCUUACGGGACAUAGAACAGAUGCCACAGCAGCCAACCUACGUCCAGGCGCUCUUUGACUUUGACCCCCAGGAGGACGGCGAGCUGGGCUUUCGCAGAGGAGACUUCAUUCAUGUCAUGGAUAACUCAGAUCCCAAUUGGUGGAAAGGGGCCUGCCACGGGCAGACCGGCAUGUUUCCCCGCAAUUAUGUCACCCCAGUGAACCGGAACGUCUAAGAAGCAAAAGAGAUUAUUUAAAGAAAGUGAAAAGUUAAGACCGUUCACAAGAAUUACACCCACACGCUGCCUGUCGCAGCCUGUGAGGGAACGCAGAACACCUGGCUGGGUCCCACGGGUGACCCUCUCAUUAGGUUGCAACUUUGGGGGGUGGGGAGGGGUGUUUGAUUUCAUAAUGCCAAAACUUAACCUAUUGAAUGAAUUACAGUUUUUAUUACGGAAUCUCGCCGCUACCCCUGCUCCCCUACUGUGUCCUUUUUCUCGUUCUUUCUUUCCUGUCCAGUGCAUGAUGUUUAAGGCCACAUAUAGUCCAGCUGAUGCCAAUAAUAAAAGACAAGAAACCAA